Clupea harengus (Atlantic herring) is the source of this 6748-nucleotide messenger RNA. RefSeq names its product helicase with zinc finger (gene helz). Gene Ontology annotation, molecular function: metal ion binding; helicase activity. Lineage: Eukaryota; Metazoa; Chordata; Actinopteri; Clupeiformes; Clupeidae. Gene Ontology annotation, cellular component: P granule; cytosol. The record is from RefSeq and is a predicted model, not a curated record. Gene Ontology annotation, biological process: regulatory ncRNA-mediated post-transcriptional gene silencing.
UGGCCUACUGUACUACUUGACUACUGUCAUUUCCCUGCCCGUGAUAGCAGUCCAAUACCCAACAUACUGAUGUUGACCAUACACAUGAGCAGUUUUUCCAGGAAGCAGGGAGGAAAAUAUUUGACCAUAAUGCCAUGCGAAAGGCUGACAAGUGGAUCCAAGAUGGCGUAGAAAGUAUAGCUAGGAACUCUGUCCCAGAGACAUGGAGGACGGGAGACCGCAGAGGUCAUGUGAAGAAGCCAUUGGAUCACUUGUGAGACAUGAUUAUGAGGAGGCGGUGACCCAGAGCACCGAAGCGCUGUUGGUGCUCGGGCCGGGGCCCCUGGGCCCCCACGGGGCCGCAUUGCGCUCGCGUGCUCUGCUGUACAGAAUCGCUGCUCUCCUACAGCUGAAGAACUACGAUCAGGCGGAUGAGGACUGCAAACAUGUCAUUGCCCAGGAGCUGGCCAAGGGGGAUGGUUCUUUCAGGGUGGGACUCCAGAGCAUGGUAUUGGACGGGAGCCUGCAGGAGGUGUCCCUCAUCUUGUCCAAGGCCCUGUUCGGGGAGCCUCUGAACGGAAUCAUGACAAAAGACAUGACCAGAUUGAAAAUGCUGCUCUCUGAAAUUGAGGCAGCGAACAGUAAAAUGCCGCCAGAAUUUACAGAAGACACCGAGGAAGAUGGGAAGGAGGGAUGGCAGUUUCGCCCUCCACCUCGGGGGAUCACCAGCAGUGAAGAGUAUACCCUUUGUAAAAGGUACCUGGAGCAGGGCCUGUGUCGCUAUGGCGCCCAGUGCACGUCGGCCCACUCGCAGGAAGAGUUGACGGAGUGGCAGCAGCGGUACGCCUCGCGCCUCAUCCGGCUCAAGCAGCAGCAGGAGAGGCAGAGCUUCACCGAGAACUACAUGGAGUCGCUCAUCGAGAAGUGGAUCAACUCCCUAACACCCGAGAGAGUGUUGAGUGACAGUUUAGACGGCGUCAGCGUCGAGCACAGCUCAGACCUGUCAGUCACUGUCACCUCCAAAAAGUCAUCUCACGCAUGGACCUUCUCUCUUCUCUGUAAGCCUGCCCGCGCUUUACAGCGUGUGGCACUGCUCUACGACGCCAACCGCCCACACUUCUAUAUUACGGGGGUGGCGGCCGGCGACACCUCCUCUCUGGUGCCCCAGGACGUGUCCCCAGGGGGGUGCCAGGAGUGGAGCGGCGGUGUUGGUAUGGUGCCGCCCAACGGCAUGGACCAUUGCCUGUACACGGUGAACGUUGUCUUCAGCACAGAGAUCUUCGGAACCUUCCGGCAGACUGUGGUGUUCGACUUCGGCUCCGAGCCCGUGCUGACGCAGAGGGUAUUGGUCGACGCAGCCUCUAUAGAAGACCUGGAGCACCUGAUGCAGGCGCGGCAGCAGCUGCUGAUCACUGCCAAGCGCUGGGACUCGUCCUGCAAGACCAUCGUGGAGUUCACGCCCAACGAGACGGGCGAGCUGGAGCGCAGCCUGUUGGCCCGCUACCAGAUCCCGCUGUCCGCCGACCAGCUCUUCACCCAGUCCGUGCUGGACAAGGGCCUCACCAAGGACAACUACCAGGCCCGCCUGCACGACCUGCUCUACAUCGAGGAGAUCGCCCAGUACAAGGAAGUCAGCAAGUUCAACAUUAAGGUGAGCCUUCAGCUGGUCAACAGCUUCAUGCUGACGGGCAUCUCGGGUGGAGCCAAGUAUGCCCAGAACGGGCAGCUCUUUGGCCGCUUCAAGCUGACGGAGACGCUGUCCGAGGACACACUGGCUGGCCGGCUGGUCAUGACCAAGGUCAACUCAGUGCUGCUGCAGCCGUUGGACCGCGAGCGCAGUAACCAUCCAGCAGGUGGCAGCAAAGAGCGUGUGUACGAGGCACUGAUCGAGGAGAAGACCAAGGAUUACAUCUUCCUGCGCGUCUGCAGGGACUGCUGUGGGGAGCUCAACCUCCUGCCUGACCGCGAGCUACAGGUGGAGCUGCAGUUUCAGCUGAACCGGCUGCCACUGUGCGAGAUGCACUACGCCCUGGACCGCGUCAAGGACACCGGUCUGCUCUUCCCUGACGUCAACCUCACCCCCACCAUCCCCUGGAGCCCCAACAGGCAAUGGGACGAGCAGCUGGACCCCCGGCUGAACGCCAAGCAGAAGGAGGCCAUCCUGGCCAUCACCACCCCCCUGUCUGUGUGUCUGCCCCCCGUGCUCAUCAUCGGCCCCUACGGCACGGGCAAGACCUUCACCCUCGCCCAGGCCGUCAAGCACAUCCUCAAGCAGCCCGGCAACAGGGUUCUCAUCUGCACCCAUUCCAACAGUGCUGCAGAUCUCUACAUCAAGGACUACCUGCACCCUUAUGUAGAGACAGGCAACCCCCACGCUCGCCCCCUCAGGAUUUACUUUAAGAACCGCUGGGUGAAGACGGUGCAUCCUCUGGUGCAGCAGUACUGCCUCAUCUCCAACACGAGCUACACCUUUCAGAUGCCCCAGAGGGAGGACGUGGAGCGCCACCGGGUGGUGGUGGUGACUCUCAGCACCUCGCAGUACCUCUGCCAGCUGGACCUAGAGCCAGGUCUCUUCACCCACAUCCUGCUGGACGAGGCUGCCCAGGCCAUGGAGAGCGAGACCAUCAUGCCCCUGGCCCUGGCCACCAAGAACACCCGGAUAGUGCUGGCAGGAGAUCACAUGCAGCUCAGCCCGUUUGUAUACAGUGAGUUUGCCCGGGAGCGUAACCUGCAUGUGUCUCUGCUGGACCGGCUGUAUGAGCACUACCCGCCCGUGGACCCGUGCCGCAUCCUGCUGUGUGAGAAUUACCGCUCCCACGAGGCCAUCAUCAACUACACGUCAGACCUGUUCUACGAGGGCAAGCUGAUGGCCAGUGGGAAGCAGCCCCCGCACAAGGACUUCUACCCGCUGACCUUCUUCACCGCGCGAGGCGAGGAUGUGCAGGAGAAGAACAGCACGGCGUACUACAACAACGCCGAGGUGUUUGAGAUCGUGGAGCGCGUGGAGGAGAUGCGGCGGAAGUGGCCAGUGGCCUGGGGCAAGCUGGACGACGGCAGCAUCGGCGUGGUGUCACCGUAUGCCGACCAGGUUUUCCGCAUCCGCGCCGAGCUGCGCAAGAAGAGGAUGCCUGACGUCAGUGUGGAGAGGGUGCUCAACGUGCAGGGCAAACAGUUCCGGGUGCUGUUCCUGAGCACGGUCCGCACGCGCCACACGUGCAAGCACAAGCAGACGGCCAUCAAACGCAAGGAGCAGCUGGUGGAAGAUUCUACCGAGGACCUGGACUACGGUUUCCUGUCCAACUACAAGCUGCUCAACACGGCCAUCACCCGCGCCCAGUCCCUGGUGGCCGUGGUGGGAGACCCCAUUGCCCUCUGCUCGGUGGGGCGCUGCAGAAAGUUCUGGGAGACGUUUAUCUCCAUCUGCCAUGACAACAACAGCCUGCACGGCAUCUCCUUCGAGCAGAUCAAGGCCCAGCUGGAGGCACUGGAGCUGAAGAAGACCUACGUGCUCAACCCCCUGGCCCCUGAGUUCAUCCCCCGCGCCCUCCGCUCCAUGCCCCCGCCGCAGGCCUCCAGCAAGCACCAGCACUCUCCUCCCAAGGCCAAGGGGACACUGGCGAACCACUCGGAGCACUUCGCACCAGAAGGGUUCGUUCAGUCCAGUGCUGCUGUUCUCAUGGGAAACCCCAUCCAGGCGUUUACCCCACCGGUGGCUGGUGGAGGGGCCACAGGCUCCGCAGGGAAGUCCCCCAGCCCAGUCCAGAGGGUGGACCCCCACACGGGGGCCUCCAUCCUCUACGUGCCUGCGGUCUACGGGGCCAACAUGGUCAUGCCCAUGCCUUUACCUCUCCCCUGGCCGGGCUACCAGAGCCGCUUCCCCAUGGAUCCCAGGCUGAUCAACCACCAGGCAGCCAUGGCCGCCUACAACCUGAACCUUCGCCAGCCGACCAGUCGAGCUUCUCCGGGCCUGUACGGCCUCAGCCACCCCUCCCCCCUCGGCCUCACGCCCCAGUCCAGCACAGACAAGGAGCUCCUGCAAGACGCCAAUGCCGCGGGUAAAAUGGACAUGAAUGGGAAGGUGGAGCACGGCCGCCUCCUGACCCCGGAGAGGAAAGCUCCUGAGCUGAAGGACAAGCAGGGAGAGUCUGACCAGGGGCCCAACAGGAGCCCCGAAGCAGUCGGCCCCCUGGGCUACCCCGCCGGGCGCCUCCUCCGCAAAGACGCCACUUCCGGCACGCCCCCGGGCCCCCAGAGGCCCCUGGGCUUCCCCCACCUGACCUCCCAGCACCACAUGCCCCCGCACCACCACCCGGCGUUCCCCCCUCCGCACGCGGCCGGCGGCGGCCAGCAGUUCCAGCAGCAGCAACAGCCGCCCUACGGCCUGCCCCGCCCAGGCCCGCUGCGCAUGCCCCCCCACCAGGGCCCGCCCUUCCCCACGCCCAACGCCCCUCCCCCCACCUCCUUCUUCCUCCCGCGGGCCCUCCAGUCGCCGGGGCUGGAGGGGGACUCCUCCGAUCAGCCUGCCGUGCCCGAGGACCUGAAGGGGGCGCUGAGAGCGAUGCCCCCAUCUGCAGCCGCAGCACCGCCGCAACCGCAGCAGCUCGCUGUGCAGCACGCACACGCCCAGCACGCUCACCAGCAUGCACACACACACCAUCAGAACAUGCACGUCAACAGCUACGGGGAGGACGCUCUGGAUUCUGGAAUGGGUGAGGGACUCGACCCCCAGGCCUCGUCCAGUCUGGAGCUGAUGUCCCAGCAGGCUCGGCUGGGCCAGUGGGGCGAGCACGCCCCCUUCCUGCCCCCGGGCAUGGCCGCCUUCCCCAUGCAGCCCCUCUCCCACCUGGGGCAGCCAGGCAUGCGGCUCCCCCAGCAGCUCAUCAGGACAGGCUGGGGCCUCCCGCCCCCGCAAGAGGAGGACGGCCCACCCAGAGCGCCUCUCACCAGCAGGUACCCCGGGCUGCUGCGUGAGAUGUCUGCACAGGAGCAUUAUGAGCAGCAGCAGCAGCAACAACAGCAGCAGCAACAACAGCAGCAGCAGCAGCAGCAACAACAACAACAGCAGCAACAACAACAGCAGCAGCAGCAACAACAGCAGCAGCAGCGUGAGCCCCCCGACAUGCCCCCCCCUCAGUCUCGCCUGCUGCAGUACCGCCAGCAGCAGGUGCGUGGAGCCCCAGGCGGGGAGAUGCCCUCGCCCUCCCACUCCUCCGCCUCCUCGGCUGGCCCCUUCCACGGCUACCCGGAUCAGGGCCGCGGCGACAUGCAGCAGGCCUACCCCCCCCACCAGGCCUUCCCCCUGCCCCCAGACCACCAGGGCCACCCUGCGCCCCUGCCUCUCAAGUACCUGCUGCCGGAGGCGGCGUGGGGGCACCCGGGUCUGGCUCAGGGCCACAUGCUGGGUCAGCACGGCCUGCCUCUGGGCCUCCAGAGCCUGGGGCCGCGGCCCGAGCACAGCCCUCUCCUGCUGCAGCAGCAGCAUAAGCAACAGCAGCAGCAGCAACAACAACAGGCCACACACACUGCCCUGCAGAGCUUAGAAGAGUAUGAACCCCGGGGUCCCGGCCGGCCCCUUUACCAGCGGCGGAUCUCGUCCAGCUCUCCCCAGUCGUACCCUGACAGCCCUCAGGACCCACAGCCCCCCGCGCCCCCCUGCCGGUUCCCUCCCGCCGAGCUGUGGCCCUCCAGCGGCCCCGCCUCCCUCCACAACAUUCCAUGCAACGGAGCGAGCCCCCUGGCCCCUCACAGGGACAACAUAGUUACUAAGGCCAUGAAUACCGCGGAGGAUGGUGGGAAGGCGGAGGUCCUCCAGGCGGCCCCACACCCUCCCAGCACCACGUCUCUGCAGCAUCAUGGACAGUUCCCUCCGCUCCUGCCCAGCAAGCAAACCCCUCCUGACCCGGGGGGAGGGGGCAGCCCCAGCCCCGCCGGGCCCCACAAGACCCCCACCAUGUCGUACGCCAGCGCCCUGCGGGCCCCCCCAAAACCACGGCCCACCCCCGAGCAGGCCAAGAAAAACAACAACCCCCUGUCUCUGUUACAGGAGCUUAACAUAGGCAGUUCAAACAGUAGCAAUGGGUAUUACUCCUAUUUUAAAUAAAUCAAAUGCAUACCUGUAAACAAAAAAAUGAAAUCUAUAUGAAAAAAAAAAAAUGGAAAAAUAAUCAAGAAAAUGAAGAAAAAAAAUUAUUUUGUCUGAUUAGGUUUUUUUUCUCCGCGAUUUUCUUUUCUUUUUUUUACUUUUAAUUUAGCUAGUCGUUCUUUUACAGUUUGACAAUUGUGAUUUUGCAAACGAAAUUAAACAUAUAUUCAAAGUUAUACCAAAAUGUUGGGCGAAUACAAAAAUCACAGGAAAAAAAAACAAAAAAAAGAUUUAUGGGACAAACAAAUGAAUAAAAAAGAAAAAAAAAAGAUUUUUAAAAACAUAUAAGUGAAUUAGCUAACCACUCAGUUGCCUGUCCUCUGCUUCCCCCUUUUCAGGAAUUAUGUCUGCUUUGUUUGCAUCGAUUCAUAAAAAAGUAAAAUUGUUGAAGUGAUUUUUCUUAUAUAUAUUUUUCUCUUCAGCUGGCUUUUCAUUUUGAGAUGAUGUUGAAUUCUUCCUUUUAUCAAUAUCGGUGUGUUUCCUUGUGCUAGCAGCUGAGUGGUCAGUUGAUUCUCUCACACACGCAAACACAUACACAAAAAAAAAACUAUAUAAAAAGUUGUAUAGAUGUAGACAACCCUUUUCUCAGAACUGUACAUAUGAAUAAAAAGACCUGAAUGAAAUAGA